AUCAAGCAGUUAUACAAAAGUUAUUAUUCUCUCCUGUCAAUUUCUUUCUGAGGAAUCAUCGAAUAAAGACAACGGCGACCACUAGCUAGCUAGGUUAGAAUAUAGAUCCAUGGAUCAUGCAAACCAGCGAAGCAAUCGAUUACUUAAGAUGAGAUCCUUACUAAUCAUCACAAUGUGGUCGUCUCUCGCUUGAAUGAGUUAUAACCAACCACAACAGUACUUAAUUCAUAGCUUAUAGUUUUCCUUAUAAAAAGGUGAAGCAAUUAAGUCCAGAGUCAUCCAUCCAUAGCUCAAUCCACUGGGGAAUGCUUGAUUAUAAGCUCGAUCAGCUAGCUGCAAAGCUGUUGGUUACCUGAGCAAGCAGUUGAGAUCGAAAUGCUUUUUUGAUUUCAAAGAAGGUGGUAGUUUAUUGGCAUACAAACAUAUGGGAAGAAAGGGAGUGAUGAAGUUAAUCGGAAAGAUUAAAAAUAUGUGCAAGCGUGAUAGAGGUAUCUGGAGAUCAUAUAACGAGGCUUGCAAGAAUGAUAAGGCUUUCUUAACUGAAUUAGGCAAGUUCCUCGAGUCGUAUGAGAAAUGUAUGACUCAACUUAAGGGGAUGGAAGAAAAAGGCAGAGGAAGUGAUAUCAGCUACAUGAGGAAUAUUUUAGAGGAACUGAAGCAGCAUUCUGCUGCGGAUCAAAGGUUGCUCGAAAAGGUUACACAUUUGAUCAACGAGCGAAAAGUUUUGUAUGAUGAAUUGACAAACCAAAAAGAGAAGCCUGGCAAGAAGUUUGGUUGUGCUCGCGCUUGGAGACGCUGUUUGAGGAUGGUCACUUAUGUUGUGUUCAUUGGUGCUGUGGCUGCUGAAUUUGCUUGCACAGUUAUGGCCGCAGUUCUGGCUGCUCCACUUAUUGCUCUAGCCAUUGCUGCUGUUAUUAUCCCAACACUAGCCGGACAACACUGGACUCUAUCUUGGAUUAAAGAAUCUCCUUUUGAGAAUCAGGACAAUGUGAUUCGCUUCAUGCAACCAGAAAUUAUGCAUCACUUUAAGGAGUUGCAAGACACUGAGAGAGGUAUCAGGGUUGUUUCAAAAAACAUAAACUCACUCUUGGACCUUCUGAACUCUGUAAUUGAGGGAGAAGACGACUUCACUAUGGAAGAGAUCGAGAGUCCACUGAAGAACCUUAAUGAUUUGAAGGAAAGAGCAAGGAAUUGUAAGUCCAUGAUAUUGAAGGCAAGAGAUGAGGUGUCUAAGAAACUGCGAAGAUAAGCAUCAACCAUAUGAUGAAGAGCAGAUGAAAGAGUACUCUGUGUGAGAGAUUAAAGAUUUUAGUGUAAAGAUUAUUUUGUCAAGGCCAAUUACAAAAGAGGCUAGGCCAAAACAUUCGGGCUCCCUUUAGAGCAACUCCACCCGUUGAUUAUUUCUUUAUUUGAGUGGACAUAAUGGGGACUGGGGAGUGCAAUUUCUUUCAGCUGUUUCGGAUUAUAUUGUGCAUAUUGUUUCUGUUUCGUAUUUGUUAGUUGAUUAUUUAUUUGAAUACGGUAUCAAUUUGCCACAAAGAA
Molecule: messenger RNA, 1542 nt
Organism: Rosa rugosa (rugosa rose)
Lineage: Eukaryota; Viridiplantae; Streptophyta; Magnoliopsida; Rosales; Rosaceae
Product: UPF0496 protein 1-like
Exons: 2
Coding region: 425-1249 (274 amino acids)
Source: RefSeq, a predicted model, not a curated record